Messenger RNA from Colletotrichum lupini, 597 nucleotides. RefSeq names its product cyclophilin type peptidyl-prolyl cis-trans isomerase/CLD. Lineage: Eukaryota; Fungi; Ascomycota; Sordariomycetes; Glomerellales; Glomerellaceae. The coding region runs from base 1 to 597 and encodes 198 amino acids. Gene Ontology annotation, biological process: protein folding; protein peptidyl-prolyl isomerization. Gene Ontology annotation, molecular function: peptidyl-prolyl cis-trans isomerase activity. The record is from RefSeq and is a predicted model, not a curated record. The transcript is spliced from 3 exons. Gene Ontology annotation, cellular component: catalytic step 2 spliceosome.
AUGCGCGCACCUACUGCUUUGCGCCGUCAACAACACCAGACGACCACACAACAAUUCGAGUUCGCGAUCGAGACCACCAGACAAAUCUCCAACAUGUCCGUCACAUUACAUACGAAUCUCGGCGACCUGAAGAUCGAAGUCUUCUGCGAGAGCGUACCAAAAACAGCAGAGAACUUCCUCGCCCUCUGCGCAUCACACUACUACGACGCCUCCCCCUUCCACCGCCUCAUCCCAAAAUUCAUGGCCCAGACCGGCGGGCCGGCUCACCCGUCGCCCCCGGACAACCCAAAGGGCGGCCGCUCCAUCUGGGGCGGCGUCUUCGAGGACGAGAUCCGGCCGGCCCUCAAGCACGGCGCGCGCGGCGUCGUGUCCAUGGCCAACAAGGGGCCCGGCACGAACGGCUCGCAGUUUUUUGUCCUGUUUGACAAGGCGCCGCACCUGGACGGGCUCAACACCGUCUUUGGGCGCAUCAUCGGGGACGAUAGCACCGUCACGCUGGGCAAGAUUGAGGCGGUCGAGGUGGAUCGGAAGAACCGGCCCAAGGAGCCGGUCGUGAUUGAGAGGGUUACUGUCCAUGCGAAUCCGCUUGCUGGGUGA